UGUUUGUUUACAUGUAGAUUGUAGACAGUGUAAAUGAAAUCUUCACUUAAUCGAUUUAUUUCUCAGUGAGAUACAUUAAAAUAAAAGAUAAUCAAUUUAUGUGAUGAUUUUACAUCAAAAGAUAUGAAAUUUUAUAUAAUUUUUGAAAAAUGUCCCAAACGUUAAAAAAACUGAAUGAAAACUCAAACAUAAUGAUUAUUUUUGACAUUUGUCAAACUCACCAAUUCGAUCAUAACCUCCAAAAUAGCCCAACACAGAAUCACAAAUGUGUCACAGAUUUAUCAGAACGUACCAUUUAACGUUAACAUAAAAUGUUUCGCAUUCUUUCCAAACAUGUAAGGUAUCAUCCGGUUUCGAUAUUAAAAAAUGCAUAUACCACCGAAGCUUAUCAUUUUCCAAAAGAAAUAAAUUCCCUGAAAGUGAUGGGCACCAUUCAAGGUGACGUGGAGCGACGGACGAACGGUGCUAUGGAACUCUUUUUAAAAACAUUAAUUAGUUCAGAAAGAUAUUGUAUUCACCGUGUGAUUAUAGCAAAUCCCACACUUUCAAACAUGUGGAGAGAUCAAUUGGAAGACAAUCAACGCAUUUAUGUCAAUGGAAAACUUCAGACGGAGAAUGUAUACAUUGAAGAUAAACGAUAUCAGAAUGUUUCGAUACUGGCUACUUCAUUGAACCGGUUGGACAAGCAUGAUCUGGUGAGCGAUAUUAUACCUGAAGAUCAAAUGCAUCGAUUCGAUCAAAACAGCAUUGAAAUGUUGGCAUUCAUCGGUGCUGAGGUGCAAAACUUUGUGACAUGCAGUGGAUUCAGCAUAAGGACCCAUUUUAGUUCACAAAAAGGAAAACCAAACGAAUUAACAUUGAGUGAUUAUCACAAGGUAAUAGUUCCGAACGACUCGCAUAUGCUUCAAACAUCACGAAACUUACGUAAGGGUGAUAGAGUUUAUCUGAAGGGACACAUUGAUUACUCAACGACGCCUCAUCCUGAUGGCAAAGAUUAUGUGUCAGGCCAUAUAAUUCCAAAGCAACUAGUAAAAUUAACAAAAUUCAAUACAUAAAAUAAAAAGAAAUUUAAUAAUUGGAAUUCGAUGUAGAAAUAAAAAAAAAUC
Contarinia nasturtii (swede midge) is the source of this 1106-nucleotide messenger RNA. RefSeq lists its product as uncharacterized. Gene Ontology annotation, biological process: positive regulation of helicase activity; mitochondrial DNA replication. The record is from RefSeq and is a predicted model, not a curated record. The transcript has 5 exons. The coding region runs from base 312 to 1055 and encodes 247 amino acids. Lineage: Eukaryota; Metazoa; Arthropoda; Insecta; Diptera; Cecidomyiidae. Gene Ontology annotation, cellular component: mitochondrial nucleoid. Gene Ontology annotation, molecular function: single-stranded DNA binding.